Molecule: messenger RNA, 2139 nt
Organism: Aspergillus niger
Lineage: Eukaryota; Fungi; Ascomycota; Eurotiomycetes; Eurotiales; Aspergillaceae
Exons: 4
Coding region: 1-2139 (712 amino acids)
Cellular component (GO): cytoplasm
Molecular function (GO): zinc ion binding
Source: RefSeq, a predicted model, not a curated record
AUGAGAUUGGCCGUGUAUGCUGGGGCCUCAGCCGCCCUGGCCACUGGCGUCUUCCUAAAAGCGCUGCAUCAGAGAGCUAACUUCUAUGCUGCAUGCGUAUACCUCUCGCAGAGCAGUGCAAAUCUCAUGAUUUUGAUGAACAUUAGCCUGUUAGCGGUCGGGUUCUUUUUAUUCUGGCUUCAGCGUCUCCUCUACGGACCCCUUCGACCCAUCGAAACGGAACAGCUCUACGAGAAAGCAUGGUUCGCCGUAACAGAGACAUGCUUGGCAAUGACGAUUUUCAGAGGAGAGUUAGGCGGUUGGUUUCUAGUCAUGUUCGUGUCAUUGCUGGUUGGAAAGGUCUGGGGCUGGAUCGGCGAGGGUCGGGUCGAGUUUCUUGAGCAACAACCCCCAGCGAAUCCGCGAUUGUUCCACAUCCGACUUGCAGCCUCGCUGCUCCUUUCAGUUCUCUUCAACUCGCUCAUGCUGAGAUACUGCGUCCUUACCGUUCUCGAACAGGCACGGCCCGAUAUGAUGGUCAUGUUCGGCUUCGAAUUCGCCGUUCUUACCAUCCUCUCCAGCUCGACUGCCGCCCGCUACGUCAUUUCAUUGGUCGAGAUCUACAUUACCCAUGUCCAGAUGAAGGCUAAAAUCGAGGAGCGCCAAAAGGGCCGCUGGAUCUUCUACCUCGACCUGCUUACCGACUUCCUCAAGCUCACCGUAUAUCUCACCUUUUUCGCCAUCCUAUUUACAUUCUACGGUCUUCCAUUACAUAUUCUGCGCGACGUCGUCGUUACUAUUCGGUCUUUCGGACGGCGCAUCAUGGAUUUCGUGCGCUACCGCAACGCUACUCGCGACAUGAACGAACGCUAUCCCGAUGCCACCGCCGAGGAAGUUGCCCGUGAGGAGGUUUGUAUCAUUUGUCGCGAAGAAAUGACCCAUUGGCACCAGCCGGCGGGCGCGCAACAGCGCAACCGGGUCUCUGAGCGGUUGCGCCCAAAGAAACUGCCUUGUGGUCACAUUCUACACUUCGCCUGUCUUCGGAGCUGGCUUGAGAGACAACAGAACUGCCCCACCUGUCGACGGCCAGUUAUUGCGCCACCUCGGGCCCGGGGGGCUGGCGACGGUGGUAACCAGAACAAUGCUGGUGCACAAAACAUGGCAGCUGGCAACCAAGCUAGAGAUGGACAAGCAGACGGACUACCCAGAGCGCGUGUUUACCAAUUCGGGCCUUUCAGAGUCGGUUUCGGCGCGGGCAGGGGUGACCUCUUCCACAAUCUUCACCAGCAGAUCCAUCAAGGCAAUGCGCCCGUGCCACAGGCCAACAACGUCAAUGCCCCGAAUGCCAGGCAGAUUGGCUUCGGGUUCGGAUUCGGACGGCCUCUUCCAGUGCCAGCCCCGCACGCUGCCCCCAACCCUGCCUCGAACGUGGCCAACAUGCAAACCCAAUUGCAGCAGAUGGAGCAACAGAUUGUCCAGGAAAUCGAAACGCUGCGUGUCACUGCCGACCAGCUUCAUCUGGUGCGGUUACUGCAGACGGAACUCCAGCGGCUUCGCAAUCUCCAGGCUAAUCCCACUACCCCACAAAAUAUCGCGUUCCAGAACUCUCCGGCCGUUUCGUCCUCGACUUCUUCUGUUACUAUGCGCCGUCAGUUCAUCUCGGACCCACAGAUGCCCGCCAUGAAUGCCGGAGAUAGCCGACUUCCCGAGGGUCUGAGCCUCCCUGCAGGAUGGUCUCUCAUCCCCCUUCACUCCCCGGAGCAGGGUACCAGUCAACCAACAGAACCACGUGCCACCUCUACUGUUCCUGAAACUGAAACAACUCAAACGUCUGACCCUACAUCAGACUCUCAGGUCCCUCCCCCGACAGCAACUGUUCCAGCUGCCAGUCAAGACAGUGAGCCUGCGGCUGCCACCGAGCCCUCCACGUCCCAGGAUUUGCCUAACUGGCAAUCGGGAGCAACAUCGACUGCUACUGGAUCGGGCGUGGAAUCACUCUCCCAACAGUGGACUGAUUUAGCGCCCGAGACCCAGAUGGACGGCGAGAGCACUACCGCCGACGGCAUUGACGGCGCGAGUCACGCCGAGGAAUCGGACUCGGGCUCGAAGGGGAAAGCACGGGUAGCAACGGUGGAAGAUGUAGUUGAUGAUGAAACGUGA